Molecule: messenger RNA, 2409 nt
Organism: Polistes dominula (European paper wasp)
Lineage: Eukaryota; Metazoa; Arthropoda; Insecta; Hymenoptera; Vespidae
Biological process (GO): microtubule-based movement
Cellular component (GO): axonemal dynein complex
Molecular function (GO): dynein light intermediate chain binding; dynein intermediate chain binding
Source: RefSeq, a predicted model, not a curated record
AUGCAAAGACGGAAAGAUAAAGUUAAAGAUAAGCCGGUCCCAGACCCGCACAGAGAGUACUUGGACGCUGAGUCCAGCGACGAGGAGAGAGGAAAAGGAGACGAAGGAAAGGAGGUCGUGGAAGAAUUAAGAGCGGACUAUACGAGGGAGGAAUUGAAUGAAUUGGUACACUGCGUAAAAGAUAUGACGACACUGAGUGGAUUGUCGAAGAAGGAUUGGACGUAUCAGUGUCAUCUGAUUAUUCAAGAGUUCUUUGAAAGCCCAAAGCAUCUCGUGCUCUGCAUAUACUACGAGGAUAAAAGGAACGUACCAACAGCCUUGCUGUCUUUUCCGUCAACACCGGUACACGAGCUUUGUUACUUCGUACGAAAACCUAACGAGAUAUUUCGCUUGGAGAAUUUCCACGAUAGCGUUACGUUUGGCUCGUUCAAUGGUAACGUCGAAGCUUACAUUCUCGGAGUUAUUCAAAAUGCUCUGGCGCCGGUAUUCUUCAAGAUAGACUCCUGGCCCGACAGUGACUUUCACACGAAUAUAGACGCCUUUCUACACAACAUGACUGAUUUCACGUACAAAAUGCUGGGCUUAACUGUGAUAUAUGUACCUACCUUCAAUAAAGAUCUCACUGUCGAAAAAGCCAGUGCUGAUAAGGAGUUGAUCAAACGACUCGAGACUGUAGUGACUUACUGGACCACUCAAAUCAAAUUGACCCUUAUCGAUGAAGAAGAAACCGACCUUCACGAGCUUCUUUCACUCGAUGACGAAUACGAGUUUUGGAUCUACAGAUACGAUAAUCUCUGUGGACUAAAUUAUCAACUUCAGAAGUCUACGGUUGAUCGCAUCGUGAAUAUAUUAUUGGAAACUCAGUCGACUUACGUGCGUCAAUUUCUCAUGUUACGAGAAGAAAUACAACAGAAAAUGCUCGAAGCAAGAUCGAACAUUGAGUAUUUAACACUUCUAAGGGAACCUUGUGAGGAAUUAAAACAAUGUACUACACCAGGUGGGUUAGUUCCGAUUCUGCCAAAAAUUAUACAUCUUUGUAGGACGAUUUGGUUACAUUCUCCUUUCUACAACACCACUGAAAAAAUGGCAAAUCUGUUCAGUGCACUAAGCAAUCAAAUUAUUAUAAUUUGUGAAAACUUUAUCGAUCUUCAACAAGUAUUCGAAGGAAAAACUCGUGCCAGUAUUGAAAUGUUUUCCGAUUGUAUUCGUGCUUGCGAAGAUUAUAAGAAACAUUAUCUUCAAAUUUCAGAUGCCCAUAUUACUUGUACCAAACAUCCAUGGGAAUUAGAAACAGAUUAUAUUUUUCGUCACAUAAACGUUUUUAUCGAAAGAUGCCAAGACAUGAUAGUCAUCUGCGAAGCGAUGAUAGAUUUUGCUAGAAUGGACGAAACAACGAACAUCCUAAGACCGAAGUUUCCUGGAACCAAAGGAGAGGAACACGGUAGAGCCUGUCAAAAAAUUGAGAGACUCUUCUUCGAAAGUCUUGAGAAAAUCGAAGCAAACUCCCAUAAAAUAUUCGACGUGUUGCACGUCGCUUGGAAGAACAUUAUGUCUAUCUUUCGCGGCGAAGUCAGAGAAUUGGAGAUAAUAAUCGAAAACUUGGUAGCAACCGUCUUCGUCAUCAUGAACAACGUGCAAGAAGGUAUCGAGAAUCUCCGUGGAUUUUACAAUUAUAUGAACAGAGAGAAACUACAGGAGCUCUUCAAUAAUAAGACUAUGGAGGUAUGGAAAAUGUUUGACGAUGAUAUUCAAAAUGCAAAGCAAGAUGUCUUAGAUAAAAAAGAAGAAUACUCAUCGAUGAUGCCAUAUUAUUCCGGAAGAGCAUUGGCUCUAGAACAAAAAGCUAAUAGCUUGCAAGCAACGAAAAAAAUGAUGGAAGAAGCUGAAUGGUUGCCCUACUGUGCUAUGAAAUUCGAGAUCUUCCAUCAGCAUGAAAUCGUGAUAAAAUCAAUCAAAGAUGCUAUAGCCAAUCUCCAUAGUGAAUGGAUCGAAGCAGCUGGUGAAAAUCCACGCACCCAUUUGGAUCGAUCCUUGAUAAGACGAAAGGAAAAAUCACCUUUAUUAAUGGAAUGUAAUAUGGACCCUUUUAUAUUAGAUCUUUGUCGAGAAUGCGAUAGUUGGAAUAAUCUUCGAUUCGAAAUACCAAUUCAACUGACUGUCAUAUACGUCAAAAAGGAUACCAUUUUUUUUGUUUACGAAGGUGUUCUCGAGUUGAUCUACACUUACAAUACGAUCAUCGAAGCAUUGUCCGACAUGGAACGUGAACUCUUUCGAGGAUUAAUCCUGCGGGUCAACGAAAAGAUCAAUCCUGGAUUAAAUAGACUAACGUGGAACACAGACAACGUUGAAAACUUUGUCGAGGAUUGCUACAAUAGAACCGCUAAAGUAUAUUUUAAACGAUUUCAAUAA